Messenger RNA from Paraphaeosphaeria sporulosa, 1432 nucleotides. RefSeq names its product concanavalin A-like lectin/glucanase. The record is from RefSeq and is a predicted model, not a curated record. Bases 244 to 1080 code for a protein of 278 amino acids. The transcript has 3 exons. Gene Ontology annotation, biological process: carbohydrate metabolic process. Gene Ontology annotation, molecular function: hydrolase activity, hydrolyzing O-glycosyl compounds. NCBI's taxonomy places the organism in Eukaryota, Fungi, Ascomycota, Dothideomycetes, Pleosporales, Didymosphaeriaceae.
UACGCCCGGGUUCAACUCUCCGCGGAUACCACAUGCACCUCGCGAGCCUAUACAGACACCUUCUGCAACUACACUUCCCUCCAGAUUGCCAGCAGAGACGCACCAUGCGAUACGCGUGAUUAAACCACGAUCUGUGGUCUCUAACGACCAGACUCCCGACGCGUCAAAGGUAUUGCACCCUACACUAUGCCAGCCCACGUCUCCGAACCGUAGGAACUUACCGUCGCUAACAACAUCCAGCCCAUGCUAGGCCUUUAUGCCGAAGACCAAGUCACGACCGAAACCACCACCUUCGAAAACGGAAUCGAUUCCAGCAAAUGGGUCGUCGAUACUAGAGGAUAUGGCGGCUCCGUCGAUAACCCGUACAUGCGGCAGAUGGAUCCGAAAAAUGUCGAAGUUGCAGACGGCUUAUUAAAACUCAAAGUCCCUGGCGGCCAAACCUACGACCCUAAAGGCACCGUGGGUCUGAGUUCCGCCCAGAUAAAGAGCGUCAAGAUAUUCUCUGUGGGCUCGCUUGAAAUGACGGUCAAGAUGACUUCAGAGAAGGGCACGUGCCAAUGCGGAUUCCUCUACGGUGCCGAUAACAACGAAGUCGACUUGGAGUACUUGACCCGCACCAACGUCAGCUGGGGAGUAGUCCAGGGAAUGUCAAAGGACCAACCCAUUCAGCAGGUCAAUUUGAACGUCACUACCGACCAGACAGACGACUUCCACACGUACAAACUGGUCCGGACGGAGUCCAAGGCGUAUUUCUUGAUUGAUGGCCAGCUCGUGAAUACGUUUGAUAAGAACAUCCCCACGGAGCCUGUGCAGGCGAUGCUUGCGCAUUGGACUGAUGCCAAUCCCGGCUGGACUGGAGGCCCGCCCGCGAAAGACGCAGUCAUGUCUAUCAAAAAGGUUGUUGUCGAGUACGUCGGCGAGACCUCAAUCUUCUCGACAUCGACUGGCGUGCCGAGUGCAACUCAGUCUCCAGGGUCUUCGCCUUCUGCUUCUGGAAAGAGCGCUGCCUCCCGGGGAUUUACGUUAAAUGCAGGUUCAUUGCUGGCAGUAGCAGCUUUGUGUUCUUACUUCGUUUUGUAAUCAACAAAGGAUGCCUCAUCGCCGCCUUCGCCGCCCAUAGCGAGAAGCUACCACCCGGGGAGCCUAGGUCAUACACUCGACUACCUCUCCACGCGAUCACUGCGACGCAUCGACAUCUUCGUGACGAAGACAACUUCGUGCGAUGUACGCACUAUCGUGCAACCAGCCAUGAGUAAUUAAUACCUAAUCAUUAAUUACUAACUCCUAGUCCCGUUCCUGCCCCCGAGCUCGUCCCUUUGCGACGAUAUUGCAGUAUCGGGACUUAUCAUGAUCUUCCCAUUCUUGUAUAUAUUACCUUGUACCCAGGUACAUCGCUCUACAUAGAGUUAGAAUGCACGACCUUCGGUCGCAU